Adelges cooleyi (spruce gall adelgid) is the source of this 1214-nucleotide messenger RNA. RefSeq lists its product as uncharacterized. NCBI's taxonomy places the organism in Eukaryota, Metazoa, Arthropoda, Insecta, Hemiptera, Adelgidae. The record is from RefSeq and is a predicted model, not a curated record. The transcript has 10 exons. Bases 497 to 1045 code for a protein of 182 amino acids.
UUGAAAUUAUCUAUCACAGAUCGCGCCAUCAGACACGCUUAUUUUAUGAAUAAUUUAACUGUAGAUGGUAGAUCUGGAGCAAAUGGUUUGGAGUAUGUAAUUGAGACAAUGAAUGAUGGCACUAAUGACUUAGUAUACAAGGAUUUCUGUAGAUAUAAUUUUUUGCUUGCUGUACCAGGUAAUAGUUUUUGUCACAAGACACUCUCAUCGUGUUGAAUAUACAGUGGAGAUUGUUUCUUCCGAGUUGAUAAUACACGUUUUUUUUACCUGGAAAUUCGUCUUCCUGUUUAUAAUAGAAUAGAAAAUUAAAUGCAAUAUCAUUAAAUAAUGUGUUGUUAAUUACAGACGAAAAAGAAAUUAUCUCGAGAACACGGGGUAAUUAUUUUCAUUGCACACAAUUUGCUUGAUUCUAUAUGAACACAAGACUUUUGUUUUAAUUUCAGCACCUCCAGCACUUCGUGACGAAACACAAAAAGCCAAUUAUUUUUUUCGAAGAAUGAUACAAUACAUCGAUGAUUUAUUGGGUUUGGCAAUAUUGACAGCAAUUACAGACACGAGAAGAAACUAUGUUGCUACAUCUUCAAAAAAUAAAAUCAAACAUCGUACAAUAGGAUUUAGAGAAAAAGGAUCUUAUGAUAGAAAAGCCAAUUAUUUUUUUCGAAGAAUGAUACAAUACAUCGAUGAUUUAUUGGGAUUAAGAUUUUAUGGAAAAUAUGAUAGUGGUUUGGGAACAUUGACAGCCCUUGCAGACAAGACAAGAGAAUGUGUUGCUUGGUCUUUAAAACAUAUAAUCGGACGUCGUAUAAUAGAAACUGUGCAAGAUGGAGAUGAUGAAGCCUCUUUAUUACUUAAGUGUCGUUUUCUUGGAGUAUUCGCUAGUACACAAUCUCCAUCAACAUACAUAACAAAAGUUGAUAUUGACUUACCUGCCCGUACCUGCAUCUUCACGGAUAUUAAUGAAGACAUAAAGAGAUACAACACAGCUGAUGUUGUAUUUCUUGAGAAACUAAUACGAGAGGGUCAUCCACAAUCUGCACCUUAUUAAUCUAGCGUUAGUUAAACACUGGCAACUGUAUUCUGUUCAUUGCACAAUAAAUUCAAAUUUAUCUUAUUAUUAUCACUAUUAUACAUUAUAAAAUCUUAAAUUGUAGUAAAAUAUUAACAUUUACUUAAGCUGACGGGAAAAGAACCGUCGAUAGAUUUUUUCAAUAACA